AGCUCUUGCUGCACGUGUCCAGGAAGGCACUGGAGGCAGGGACCAGGGAAGUGUCGGGCAGGGCCUUCUGCCCUGUCGUCACAGGGUGGAACCUCGCUGAGCCUGCCCAGGAUAAAAGAGCUGCCGCCCCGGACCCCGCACCUCAGCCUCCAUCUCCUCUGCAUCAGGUGAGCGCGCAGUCGGAGCCUGGAUCCUCAGGUUAAAGCUCCGCCGAGAUGUCCUGCCAGCAGAACCAGAAGCAGUGCCAGCCCCCUCCCAAGUGCCCCUCCCCCAAGUGCCCUCCCAAGAGCCCAGCACAGUGUGUGCCCGCCGCCUCCUCCUGCUGCGCUCCCAGCUCCGGGGGCUGCGGCGGGCUCGGCUCCUCCCAGGGCGGCUGCUGCCUGAGGCCCCGCAGCCCCCGCAGGUCCCACAGAUGCCACCGCCAGCCUUCCAGGUCCUGUGACCGCGGCAGUGGACAGCAGUCGGGGGGUCCUGGCUGUGGCCACAGCUGUGGGGGCUGCUGACCCGAAUCCCCAUGCUGAGGCCAGAGGUUGCAGAGGAGGCGAGAAUCCCAGAGCCAAGGGAAAACCCGAGCUGCUGCCCCCUCUCUUGGACACGGGCACCUGUGCCUCUUGCAGCAGACGCAGUGCCCCUGUGGGAUGGCUGUGCUCUCUGCUGAGGCUCCUGUGUAGUUCUCACGGGCCCAGAGCCUUCUCCUCCUCAGGAGGCUCUCGCCUGUGCCCGAUC
Molecule: messenger RNA, 726 nt
Organism: Jaculus jaculus (lesser Egyptian jerboa)
Lineage: Eukaryota; Metazoa; Chordata; Mammalia; Rodentia; Dipodidae
Product: late cornified envelope protein 3D-like
Exons: 2
Coding region: 216-503 (95 amino acids)
Biological process (GO): epidermis development
Source: RefSeq, a predicted model, not a curated record